Uranotaenia lowii is the source of this 1329-nucleotide messenger RNA. Its product is annotated as mitochondrial thiamine pyrophosphate carrier-like. Gene Ontology annotation, biological process: thiamine pyrophosphate transmembrane transport. Gene Ontology annotation, cellular component: mitochondrial inner membrane. Gene Ontology annotation, molecular function: thiamine transmembrane transporter activity. The transcript has 2 exons. NCBI's taxonomy places the organism in Eukaryota, Metazoa, Arthropoda, Insecta, Diptera, Culicidae. The record is from RefSeq and is a predicted model, not a curated record. The coding region runs from base 290 to 1228 and encodes 312 amino acids.
CACUCACAAUCAAAGCUCGGUAGAUUUCGGUAAAUUAUUAUUCGGAGCAUGCCAAAUUCAGAUGGAAGUGAAGUCAAAAUUUGUGUGAGUGUCACCGCCACAGAAGUGCCUAUUUGUAAAUAAACGGUUAUCAUUGUUAUCACAUCUGCAAACGAAGCCCUUUUCAGCAAAAGUUAAUAGAUCGCUUAGCAACUGUAUUGUAAUCCGUUAAAUAAUGAACCGAAUUGAUGAUGAUGUAAUAGCUGAAUAUCACGAUCAUUGAGACUCGAAAUUCGGCGACAAUAACACCAUGGAUCGUAAGAAAAAUGAGCAAGUUCAUUAUGCUGCUUUAUGUGGUGGACUUACCGGAUGCAUAACACGAUUCGUUUGUCAGCCGCUAGAUGUUCUCAAAAUCCGGCUUCAACUUCAAGCUGAACCAAUCAGCACUUAUUCUGCGGUGUCAAAGUAUCGGUCCGUACCCCACGCAAUAGCUUGCAUUUAUAAAGAAGAGGGACUGCUGGCGUUCUGGAAAGGCCACAAUCCGGCUCAAGUACUAUCUUUGUUAUACGGAGUAGCUCAAUUUUCAUUCUACGAAAGAUUCAAUGGCUUGCUACGAGAAGUGCCGUACUUUGAAGAGCACAAUCGGACCAGGAAUUUUUUUUGUGGAGCUGUAAGUGGUACAUAUGCGGCUUUAGUUAUCAUGCCCUUGGACGUGAUACGUACUCGGAUGGUAGCACAAGAUUCUGGAAGAGGCUAUCGAAAUGCAUUUCAUGCUAUCAGUGAAAUUUCGCGAAAAGAAGGUGUUCGCGGGUUGUAUCGAGGGUUGGGGCCUGCCAUUCUUCAAGUAGCACCCCUCACUGGUGGCCAGUUUAUGUUCUACAACAUGUUUGGAAGCGUUUAUCGUAGCUUCGCCACAUUGCCUGAUAACAGCCAGCUUCCACCAACUGCGUUACUGGUAUGCGGUGCGCUAGCUGGACUUAGUACGAAACUCAUAGUUUACCCACUAGACUUGGCCAAGAAGCGCCUUCAGAUACAGGGAUUCGCCAAAGAUCGCCAAACCUUUGGGAAGCAUUUCGUGUGCAAAGGUAUAUUCCAGUGUCUGUUCGCGGUUACUACUAAUGAAGGUUUUCGCAGCUUGUACAAGGGUCUGAUUCCUACGUUGCUAAAAGCUGGCGCUACUUCAGCAAUGUACUUUCCUAUCUACGAUAUGCUGUUGAGGUUUCUCAACACAAAUUUUCCUAAACGAUAACAGAUAAUAUUAUGCCAGCUCUAAGCAAGAAUUAAUAAAUAUUGUGUUUUUGUUCAGAUGUAUUUUUCAUUGUUACUCGCCUUACCUAGAUAGUUAAUAAA